UUUUUGACAGGUAAAACAGUUUCUUUUUUAAAAGCGCGGCAUCGUUUCAAGGAUUUGUACUUUGCUACCAAGCAGGUUAUGUGAAUAGAUUAAAAUGGAUAAAUCUAAAAUCGAGAACCUUAUAGAUUUAAGUGACGUGCAAAAUUUAGAAAAUGAAUCCACACCGGCUAACAAUAUUGCAUUUGAACCGGUAUGUUUACUAUCAUCUCAGUGUUUGGAGCGACGCGAGAGUUUCGAUAACAAUCCAUUUGAUCAUGCACAAAAACUAGCCCGCAGACUUGAUGAUCCCUUUGAGAUUGUUGAAAAGGAAGCGUGUAUGAAGGCACGUAAUUCUAUUUUAACAAAUGCCGAAGUCAAAAUGGGUAAACUGCUUUCGCUUAGUGAUGAUAAUUUGUUGGACGAUGAUGAUGCUGACGCUGACGAUAUGGGUAAAAAGGCCAACAAAUGUAGAAAUUUUCUUCAUUUUAGCGAUGAAAUAAAUAGUCCUGAUUCUACUUGUACACAAAUAGCAUCGUCAACGCCAAAUCAAAAUGUAGAAAACAGUUCCGAUACAGCUAGCAGCGCAGAAAGCAAUAAAAACGCAAGAAAAAACAAAAAAUACUUGGAUCAAAGAAAGCGUUUGCUUAAGUAUAGUUUAACCAAUUCCACAUCUACUACACCAGUUAGUCAUAAGGAAAAUUCAGAUCAGUUGGAAAAUAAAAAUAGCGAUAGUCAUUUUACAGCUGCUUUAAACAAAGCAGCGAAAUCAUGUGAAAUGAUAUUUACUGAAUCACCAUUAAAAUUCGUUGAUGAUCUGAUGUUUGAAGAGCCACCGAAUCUUAUUGAUUCAGAGAAAGAUUUCGAAGCAGAUUUGGAAAUGCUUCAGAUUCCUAUGCUAAGUCAAUUACCUUCUCCUGCAAAAGUCUCAGACUUGCCCAUAAUAGAGAGUGCACGUUUAAUAAAACCACAAAUUUCACCAGACACAAGUGUACACGGUGAUAUAGAAACAAUACGAAAAAAACUUAAAGCAACACAUGGUGAUGAUGCUGACAAAGAACAGGAUAUCACAAAGUUGAUACAAGAUCUUAAAAAAGUAAUUAGCAACAGUAAUGAUGUUGAUGAACAAAAAAAAUCGGAAGUUAAUAUGUUGCUAGAAACGCUGAGGGGUACGUGGACUUCAGACAAAAAUGAUUUGAAACCUGCUAAAGAAGAGAAGGAUACAAGUAUUGGUUUUUCAGCUCCACCUUUAAAGAGGCAGGGCACUUUCGAUAUGGAAGUCGAACAGUCCUUGAAUUCAAUUAAAAAUGACGAUUCUACAAACACUGACAAUAACAUAUAUAUGCCAUCAGGAAAAGUGAUGCAAGAACACGUACGGCCUCCACAGCCCAUACCUGACAUUAUGAUAAAUUCAUCAGGUACAUUUGAUGGAGAAACUUCUGAUGAAAAAAGAGAUUUAUUUCUUCCAGAAGUUGAUCCAUUAUAUCCGUCCACACAUUCAUCACCAGCACAAUCAGAUAUCAGUGAUUUACUUGAACAAUUAGGAAAGGUCCUGGGGAAUCAGUUAGCUUUAAGUGAUGAUUCCGGCAACGCUAGUAAUGGUAAUGUUGGAGCUGCUGCUAUAAAUCCAACAUUUAUAGUCGUUAUGAAUACGCCACAAACUAACAUGCAGGAAUUGUCGCCUGGAGCCGUAAAAACUCGUCGGCGUUCACAGUCAUUGUCAUUACAUGAUAAAAUAAAAGUUUUACAGAUUCCCAUGCAGACAGCAGUGCCAGUGAUAAACAAUCAUCUUUCACCUACAACUCCAGACAGUGGAGGUUUUAAAACACCGACACGUAUGAGAGCACGACGAAAUUCUUACUCAAGUGGAACACCGCAUACGCCCUUAAAUACAGUAAAUGACAGGCGUAAGAGUUGCGUAUCUGAUACAAUAACAAAAAUUACAAAUAAUUUACGAACACCACAAAGAUUAGAAACGCAUCAUGAAACGCAACCAAAAGUUAUGAUUAAUCCUAUGCCACAAUGUAAUAUGUUUGCCUAUAAGCCAGAUUUGAAAAAGAAGCCUAAACCAGGCAUUUCAAGUGGUUCGAUAAUGAAAUCAAAUGUUCCACUUAAAGCAACCAUACCAGUGAAAAAAGUUGCACCAAUGCUAAAGCCUUCACCACCUGGUACCAUGGCUAAUAGUAAACACAACUUAAACAGUUCCAUACAAUUUCUGAAUAAACCUGGUAAACCAUCACACACGAGUACGCCAAUGUCUACAACUACUACUGCUUUAAAUACUUCACCUCGGUAUUUAGAUAAACCGCGGUAUUCAUACCAACCAACUACACCAACAAGACUGUCAGCUGGUAUAAGACGACAAACACUCGCCGAACCGAAGACUAUAAAAUCACCACUCAAACAACGCUCACCUAUGAAAAGCAGAUUCAGUACUGCUUUAGGUGGUGUCGAACCAAAAAGAUCAACUGUUCGGUUAGGUGCCAGAGCUUCGGUUGGAGUUUCCGGUGUGCAUAAACAAAAAGAGAAUAAAAAACCAUAAAUGUUUUGGACUUUCUUAACAUA
Molecule: messenger RNA, 2541 nt
Organism: Teleopsis dalmanni
Lineage: Eukaryota; Metazoa; Arthropoda; Insecta; Diptera; Diopsidae
Exons: 5
Coding region: 95-2518 (807 amino acids)
Source: RefSeq, a predicted model, not a curated record